Messenger RNA from Lodderomyces jiufengensis, 963 nucleotides. Its product is annotated as CCR4-NOT core subunit. The record is from RefSeq and is a predicted model, not a curated record. Lineage: Eukaryota; Fungi; Ascomycota; Pichiomycetes; Serinales; Debaryomycetaceae. Gene Ontology annotation, biological process: mRNA catabolic process; negative regulation of translation. The transcript has a single exon. Gene Ontology annotation, cellular component: CCR4-NOT complex; CCR4-NOT core complex; P-body. Bases 1 to 963 code for a protein of 320 amino acids.
AUGUUUGCUACCCAACUGCAACAUCAACCUCAACAACUUCAAAAUCAGCCACCACAAUCAUAUCAGGAUCAAUUUAAACUAUCUGAUAGUAAAGCGUUAAAUGAUGAACAAAUUUAUCAGUGGAUUAUAGAAUUGGUAUCAGGAACAAAUAGAGAAAAAGCAUUAUUAGAACUAGGUAAAAAAAGAGAACAAUACGAUGAUCUAGCUUUAGUACUAUGGAAUUCAUUUGGUGUUAUAACAGUUUUAUUAGAAGAAAUAAUAAGUGUUUAUCCAUAUCUAGAACCUCCAAACUUAAGCGCUUCAACUUCAAAUAGAGUAUGUAAUGCAUUAGCUUUAUUACAAUGUGUAGCAUCAAAUGUUCAAACAAGAGGUUCAUUUUUGAGUGCAAAUUUACCAUUAUAUUUGUAUCCAUUUUUAUCAACAAAUGCAAGGCAAAGAUCUUUCGAAUAUCUUAGGCUCACAAGUUUAGGUGUAAUUGGUGCAUUGGUGAAGAAUGAUACUCCAGAAGUAAUAAAUUUUCUUUUAACUACUGAAAUUGUUCCAUUAUGUCUUAAUAUUAUGGAAAUUUCUUCAGAAUUAUCAAAAACAGUAGCAAUUUUUAUAUUACAAAAAAUUUUAUUAGAUGAUCAAGGAUUGAGUUAUGUCUGUACCAUAUUUGAAAGAUUUCAUACCGUUGCAUCUGUUUUAUCGAAGAUGAUUGACCAACUAAGCGCAGGGAUCAAACAAUCAAAUCAACAAAUACAACAACAACAACAACCAUCAUCUUCAAAUAGUUCGGGGAGACUAUUGAAACAUGUCGUAAGGUGUUAUAUGAGAUUAAGCGAUAAUAUGGAAGCAAGAAAAGCUUUAUCAAAUAUUUUACCUGAACCUUUACGUGAUGGUACAUUUUCAGUAAUAUUACAAGAUGAUGUUGCUACGAAAAGAUGUCUUGCUCAAUUAUUGACAAAUAUAAGUGAACAAUGA